CUAAAACCCUUUAGUUCUACAGCUCACCCAUUUCUCACUCUCUUCUUCGAAUCCUAAACCCUAAACCCAUUUCUUCUGUCUUCCUCCAGAAGAAACACCGCUAGGAAAAAUGAAUUUUAAUGCCGCGAAAGUUCCGAAGGUGCCAGGAGGCGCCGCCGCCUCGGCUUUGAUUAAGCUUGGUGUUAUUGGUGGGCUUACUGUUUAUGCGGCUGCUAAUAGUCUUUACAAUGUUGAGGGAGGGCAUCGUGCCAUCAUGUUUAACCGUAUAACUGGUGUUAAAGAUAAGGUUUAUCCUGAGGGAACACACUUUAUGGUUCCAUGGUUCGAACGCCCAGUCAUUUAUGAUGUUCGGGCACGACCUCAUCUUGUGGAGAGUACAUCUGGGAGCCGUGAUCUCCAGAUGGUUAAAAUUGGCCUUCGAGUUCUCACUCGUCCUGUGGCAAGCCAUCUACCUUCAAUUUACCGCACUCUUGGUGAAAACUACAAUGAGAGAGUUCUGCCUUCUAUCAUUCAUGAAACAUUGAAAGCUGUGGUUGCACAGUAUAAUGCAAGUCAACUCAUUACUCAAAGAGAGGCUGUCAGUAGAGAAAUACGGAAAAUUUUGACCGAAAGGGCAUCCAAUUUUAACCUUGCUUUGGAUGAUGUGUCCAUUACAACCUUGACUUUUGGGAAAGAAUUUACUGCUGCAAUAGAAGCCAAACAGGUGGCUGCACAAGAAGCAGAGAGAGCUAAAUUCAUUGUCGAAAAAGCUGAACAAGACAAGAAAAGUGCUGUGAUCAGAGCAGAGGGAGAGGCCACUAGUGCUCAGCUGAUAGGUCAAGCCAUUGCCAACAAUCCUGCAUUUAUCACACUUAGAAAGAUCGAAGCCGCUCGAGAAAUUGCGCAUACAAUUGCAAAUUCAUCCAAUAAGGUCUUCCUUAAUUCAGAAGAUUUACUGCUCAACCUUCAAAAGAUGGAGUUAGAAGUCCAAGGCAAGAAAUAAAUCUCGGUAAUGCUCUUUUUCUCAGAGUGUUGAUCGAAAGUUUUUACCGAUAAACUGAAUGGUAGAGUAAAUGUGGGAAAAAUAUUAUCUUGUUCAUCCCUCUCUUUUGGUGGACUGUCAUUUGAAACAAGGGAUAAAUUUGGCUAAGAAACUACUGUGAAGUGACAUGAAGCUACCUUGGAUAUUUCCAUUGAAAUGCAUAAUCAGCUGAAUGAUCUUUUCUUGUGUCA
Mercurialis annua (annual mercury) is the source of this 1212-nucleotide messenger RNA. RefSeq names its product prohibitin-1, mitochondrial. NCBI's taxonomy places the organism in Eukaryota, Viridiplantae, Streptophyta, Magnoliopsida, Malpighiales, Euphorbiaceae. Bases 110 to 982 code for a protein of 290 amino acids. Gene Ontology annotation, cellular component: membrane; mitochondrion. The record is from RefSeq and is a predicted model, not a curated record. Gene Ontology annotation, biological process: mitochondrion organization. The transcript has 6 exons.